GUCGGUGGGCGGGACUUCCGCCCAGCCCGGCAGACAUGGACGACAGGGAGUACAGCCUGACGGCCGAGCAGCGCGCCGUCAAACGCAAGUACCCGCCCGUCACCAAGAAGUACGAGUAUUUGGAUCACACUGCUGAUGUUCAGUUGCACUCAUGGGGUGAUACAGUUGAAGAGGCUUUUGAACAGGCUGUAAUGGCCAUGUUUGGCUAUAUGACAGACAUAGAAACUGUGCAGCCCUUAACAACACUUGAAGUGAAGGCUGAAGGACAUGACAUGUUAUCUCUACUCUAUAAUUUCAUGGCUGAAUGGCUGUAUCAGUUCAGUGCAGAACUGUUUUUUAUUCCAAGGGAGAUGAAAGUGAUUCACUUGGACAGAAGUAAUUAUACAAUUCGAUCAAUAGGGUGGGGUGAAGAAUUUGAUAUAGCCAAACAUCCGCAGGGCACUGAAGUGAAAGCCAUCACAUACUCAGCUAUGCAGAUUCACGAGGACGAAUCUCCUCACAUUUUUGUCAUUAUAGAUAUUUGAUUUUUUAUUUCUGUUUGCACUAAUCUAAACUAUGUACAAAGUAUAUCUUUUUAAUGAUUGUUGGUGAUGGUACCUCUAAAAGUUGAAAGCGACAUUGGUGUACAGCAGUGUGCCAGUGUGAACAGUUCGAGGUGUACCCACACCUUGAUUUGUACACUAAAAGCAUUGAGUAUUUUGGUAUUGGUAAUAAUGUGUCAAAGUGUGCUAAAUAAUUGCUAAGAAAAUGGUCUUUAAUAUAUUAAAAUAUAUUCCUAUACUGAACUGGAUAAAGAAAUCUGAAUGUUUACAAGCCAGGGUAACAGAUGAUUGCAACGAUGAGGCGGUAAAUUAGAAAUGAGUGUGCUGUGCUGUAGGGUAUAUCCCCAUCUACUUGGAAUAAUUCUCAUUUAGUAGAUUGAUCUACUAUGGAUGAUGUACCUUUGAAUUUCACAUUUCUUUUACCAAAUUCUCGCCCUUCUGGAACAUUUCUUUUGUCUUUGGACAAGGUUACUCAUCCACGUGUUGUGGCGGUCCCUGGGGGUUAGGCUACUCCUUGGGUCAUCCCCCUCGGCCCUUGAGAGACAGGGACGAUUGUCUGCCCAUGGGGUUUUCCCGCUAGCUGCUCCAAGGCCGUUCUGUGUGUUUGCCAUGAUUCAUUAAACGCCUUCUGAACCUGCCUGGCGUCUGGCCUUUUCCUGACCUCGUCCAGGCCUCUACAAUGUUCAGCGAACAUUGUGGUUACUGGUGACCUUUUUCAGUACUGGAGAAAUUGUUUUUUUGGGGUAUUAUUUUUUUAUAUGUAUAUAUCAGACAUGAAACCUCGUGGAAGUGAAAUAUACCUGACAGAUGAAUGUGAACACAGCAAGCUGACCUUGUCACACAUGCUGUAGAUGGAGUGGUCUACCUGUUGAAUGAUGUGGUGUCUCUAUGAAUUAAUGAUAUUGAGGAUUUAGGAUAAAAUGUGAAUAACAAUCACGUGUACAGGAGGGAGGGAAACCAUGAAGCCAACACUGAAAGCUCCCCACUGGUAAUGCACAAUGAUCUUUUACUCUACAAAUAAAUUAUUUGGAAAAUUGAGAGAGUUUGCUGGAAAUCUGAAAUAACAAAGCAGUCAGUAUAGGAUUACUUCCCCAUCAUCAACUGCUCCCGUUUCCAUUUCUCCCAGGCAUCUUAGAUCAUAAAGAACAGACAAUGUUUGAACAAUGCCAGUCUGAAGAUGGGUCCCGACCCAAAAUGUCAUCUGCCCUCUGUUAUAGCACAGACAUUGUGGGCUGAAGGGCCUGUUCCUGUACUGUAUGGUUCUAUAAAAUGCCUUGUCUAUUGGCUUGGCUGGAACCAGCAAAGGUUUUUAUUGGCAUGCAUGGUCUUGUAGCUCCAUGUCCAAGCAAAGCAAACUUCUUCCCAUCUGUAAAUUAUCCCCGGAGAAAUCCACGUUUGAGGGGAAUAUCAAAAGUAUCUUAAAUGCAUGUUGUUUUCCCCAUGAGCCAAGCCCAAAGCACUGGAGGAACUCAGCGGGUCAGGCAGCAUCUGUGAAGGGAAUGGACAAACGACAUUGUGGGUCGAGACUCUUCUCCAGACUUGUCCUUUCACUCCACAGAUGCUGCCUGCCUCACCUGCUGAGCUCCUCCUGCAUUUUUAUUUGUUCCAGAUUCCAACAUUUGCAGUUUUAUGUCUCUCUGCUUUCCUCCUGCCUUGAUCAUGCGAGGGCAUUGAUGCCAAUACUCCAUCCAAUCCCAGUAAACAACCAAUAUCAUCAAGGAACCACACCACCUAUCUGCAGCCUCCAGCUUCCAAGUGAUUUAAAUCUCUCCUUUUCACAACAGUUAUUUUCUGCUUCAGGGGAACUUCUGCUUUUGGUUGUGGCUUCAGCUUCACCUACACACUGUAAAGAUUGGACUUUUACUGUCAGAUGUAUCUUGAUUGUGAAUUAUUUGAAGUAUUCUUAAUUUUUACUCUGAUCAAGUUUUUAAGUACAAUAAAGUUAUCACAAAAUGUCUUUGUUUCAUAAA
Messenger RNA from Leucoraja erinaceus (little skate), 2512 nucleotides. RefSeq names its product zinc finger and BTB domain containing 8 opposite strand (gene tslig1). The transcript is spliced from 7 exons. Gene Ontology annotation, cellular component: tRNA-splicing ligase complex. Lineage: Eukaryota; Metazoa; Chordata; Chondrichthyes; Rajiformes; Rajidae. Gene Ontology annotation, biological process: tRNA splicing, via endonucleolytic cleavage and ligation. The record is from RefSeq and is a predicted model, not a curated record. The coding region runs from base 36 to 524 and encodes 162 amino acids.